Molecule: messenger RNA, 779 nt
Organism: Nematolebias whitei (Rio pearlfish)
Lineage: Eukaryota; Metazoa; Chordata; Actinopteri; Cyprinodontiformes; Rivulidae
Gene: fam177a1a
Product: family with sequence similarity 177 member A1
Exons: 5
Coding region: 106-678 (190 amino acids)
Source: RefSeq, a predicted model, not a curated record
AAAUAAAGGUUGUUCUGACGAGUAGGCGAGAGGCGAGUCAGGGAGAAACUAAAUGUUAAACUUUUUGUUGUAUUGACUAAUGCAAGCAUUUCUUUUGGGUACAUUAUGGAAACUGAAAAGAGUUCAGGAGGAGAGGCGACCCACUUUGAGACUGUGGAGAUUGUGGACAUCAACCGAAAGAAGGUGAAGAUCCCCCGCAGGACCAUCCAUUUUGCCAACGGAGACACCAUGGAAGAAUACAGCACUGAUGAAGAGGAGGAAGAGGAGGAAGAACACCUGAAAAAACGUGUCGUCACAGUUGAUCCGUCCAAACUGACCUGGGGUCCUUACUUCUGGUUCCAAAUGUGGAGAAUGACCACCUCCACUAUUUCAGUGUGCGACUACAUGGGAGAGAAGCUGGCCUCUCUGUUUGGCAUCACCAGUCCCAAGUACCAAUAUGCUAUUGACGAGUACUACCGCAUAAAGAAAGAGGAGGAGGAGGAAGACCGUCUUGCAAAGGAUGCGGAGCGUAAGUUUGCAGCGCAGCAGAGAGGAGAGCAGGAAGAUUCUGCAGCUACAGUGAAGGAGCAACCCGAGGUGUCAGGAGCCUCCUUCGUUAACUUUAGCUUUGAGGUCGAGAGCGAACCUUCUCUCUGUGACCUGGACCCAAACAGAGUCCCCUCUCCUCUCCCGUCCUGAGAACUGACACAGUCCUCAAACCUUAGCUAACUCAGCUACACUAAUAUUUUUCCACAGUUAUGAUUGUAAAAUUUAUUUAAGACAUUAAGGAGUAAAAUAAC